Biomphalaria glabrata is the source of this 1638-nucleotide messenger RNA. RefSeq names its product alpha-2A adrenergic receptor-like. Gene Ontology annotation, biological process: adenylate cyclase-activating adrenergic receptor signaling pathway. The record is from RefSeq and is a predicted model, not a curated record. Gene Ontology annotation, molecular function: G protein-coupled receptor activity. Gene Ontology annotation, cellular component: membrane. Bases 277 to 1614 code for a protein of 445 amino acids. The transcript is spliced from 7 exons. Lineage: Eukaryota; Metazoa; Mollusca; Gastropoda; Planorbidae.
CGGCACUAUAAUGUCAGGUCUAAUAUGUAGUUAUUACUGAAUGAUUUAUGUUUGAAAAGAAUUCGCUGAGGAUAACUUAAUGUGUGGAUAUAUACAAUGCCUGAAGCAUCACAAUCGAAAGUAUUUAUAUGAUUUCAAAACUUAUCGAUUUCAAGUUAUGGACACAAAAUGGCCAUGGGCUGAAAUGUCAGCAGAAAGAUAGGCUUCAGGCGCUAUUAGGCCCUUCAUCACGUACGUAGCUCAGAUGAAGGGGGAUUUCCUGGACUGAUAAAAAAGAUGAAUUCGUCUGCAUUGGUUGCCAAUGAAACCGGAAACCUGACAGAUUCGGGCAGUGACGUCAUCGACUGGAGGAAUGUUCUCAUCGGUGCCAUCAUGUACGCUGUAGCCUUUGUCACCUUCUUUGGCAACCUGAUGGUUCUCCUGGCCGUCUACAUUGACAAGUCUCUACGCACAGCUUUUAACUUCCUCAUAGUCAAUCUGGCUAUAGCUGAUAUGGCUGUCUCUGUCACGGCUAUGACAUUCUAUACUACAGAUAAAAUGCUGGGUUACUGGCCCUUUGGUUCCAUCAUGUGUACAGUUUGGAUAUUUUGUGACUACGGUCUGACAUUUGCUUCGGUCUUUACUCUCGUCGCCAUCUCUGCAGACAGAUUCUGGUCAGUAUUUUGGAGUUUGAAUUACAGAUCAACAAACAAAAAGAAGAAGUCUCUGACCAUGAUAGCCACAAUAUGGCUGCUCAUGUUGUGCCUGUGGGUUCCUGCUCUGACAGUCGAUAGAAUGAAGGAGUAUCAUCUGGCAGGCACCUGCAUGUGGGACCCUGCAGAAAACCGGCAGUUUGUGGUGGUCAUCGCCAUUCUGGGCCACCACGGGCCGUGUAUCACCAUGCUCGUUUUUUAUUUCUCAGUCUUCGGGUAUCUGAAAACCAGGUCAAGGGUCAUUCCACUGACCACACCGUUUCAAGAAACUACAUCAGGUGCAAAAGACAAACCUCCAUUCCUAUUGGAUGCCAACACUUUAAGAAAUGAAAGAAUUGAAUCGUCCACAGUACAGGGUGUCGUCGAUAUCUCAGGUCAGAGCAACGGCGAGUUGAUCGCGAGUCAAAGUGACGUCCACACGACCACCACGACCACUGUCUCUCAGGGUCAUGACCUGGACAGAAGCACUCCUAAUUCAACUGUCAGCACACAAAUAGCCUACAUCUCUACUGCUCAGGUCCAGGAAGACAAUGUCCGCCUCGUCCAAAAAGCCCAAUUCUUACCAUUCGAUAACCGAGCAUCGAAAAAACAGAAUGCCCCAAGGCCCUUAGAAUCAAACAGGGCAAGUCGGGAGAGACGAGUCUUCAUGACCUUGACAUACAUCAUUAUAGCCUAUCUUGUCUGCUGGGUACCGUUCCAUUUUGUCUUUGAUAUCACUUCCCUGGAUCCUGAAGCCGUCCCAAGUGUGGUGUAUGACUUCGCCUUCUGGAUGACCUACGUCAACUCCACCAUUAAUCCAUUCCUCUACAACUUCGGCAACUCCGAGUUCAAACAGGCUUUUAAAAAAAUUGUCUCACGACAAAGAAGACGCACGGACAGAUCCAGCAACUUCCCAAAUACGACAUCAAGCAUUCAGAAUUGACAUCUAGCUUCGUGUUCAUAAAAA